Corylus avellana is the source of this 1392-nucleotide messenger RNA. It is a transcript of the gene IM, whose product is annotated as Alternative oxidase family protein. Gene Ontology annotation, molecular function: alternative oxidase activity. Gene Ontology annotation, cellular component: mitochondrion; thylakoid. The record is from RefSeq and is a predicted model, not a curated record. NCBI's taxonomy places the organism in Eukaryota, Viridiplantae, Streptophyta, Magnoliopsida, Fagales, Betulaceae. Gene Ontology annotation, biological process: carotenoid biosynthetic process; alternative respiration.
ACCCAAUUUCCCCAGCCGCCCUUCUUUACUAAACUCAUAAACGACAACGACGUCGACAACGACAAAGCUGAUCACUUUCCUUGGCGGUUGACGCUGUUCCUUACUUGGAGUUCCAUUUGCCUUUUGAUUCCUCCACAACUCUACGGGAGCGACACGGCGAGACGACGAUGACGACGAAUUUAUCUCCUGCGGUGUUUGCAAUCUCCGCCUCGUCCUGUGCGCCGUUGAAAGCGAAGCGGCACGGCAAUUCGGCUUCCUUUUACUCGCGGAACAACCCUUUAAGUUACAGCCCCCUUUCUACACGCCCAUCAAUUCCCAGGAAGUCGUUCUGGGUCCGAGCAACAGUUUUGCAAGAGAAUGAGGAGAAAGUGGUAGUCGAGGAGUCAUUCCCGCCGAAGACUUCUCCUGAUGAUGGGGGGAAAGGAAGUGGCAACGAGCCACCGGAAAGCUCAUCGUUGGAGAGAUGGGUUAUCAAGGCUGAACAAUCUGUGAAUAUCUUUCUCACGGACUCAGCGAUAAAGAUACUCGAUACCUUGUACCAUGAUCGAGAUUAUCCAAGGUUCUUUGUACUGGAAACUAUUGCAAGAGUUCCUUAUUUUGCCUUUAUAUCUGUUCUACACAUGUAUGAGAGUUUUGGUUGGUGGAGAAGGGCAGAUUACAUGAAAGUGCAUUUUGCUGAGAGCUGGAAUGAGAUGCACCACUUGCUUAUUAUGGAAGAAUUAGGUGGAAAUGCUUGGUGGGUCGACCGGUUUCUUGCUCAACAUGUCGCAGCUGUUUAUUAUAUCAUGACAGUCCUUAUGUAUGUGAUAAGCCCAAGAAUGGCAUAUCACUUCUCUGAAUGCGUAGAGAGCCAUGCAUUUGAAACUUAUGACAAAUUUAUCAAGGCCCAAGGAGAGGAGUUGAAAAAGUCACCUGCACCUGAGGUUGCUGUAAAAUACUACACUGGAGGUGACUUAUACUUGUUUGAUGAAUUUCAAACUGCUAGAGCUCCAAAUUCUCGAAGGCCUAAAAUAGAGAAUUUGUACGACGUGUUUCUGAACAUUAGAGACGAUGAAGCUGAACAUUGUAAGACGAUGAAGGCCUGUCAGACUCAUGGAAACCUUCGGUCGCCUCACUCAUAUGCAGAGGAUGCUUCUGAAGAUGACACUGGGUGCGUCCUUCCUCCAACAGAUUGUGAAGGUAUUGUAGAUUGUGUAAAGAAAUCCAUCACAUCACCUCCCGCAAAGCAAAACAUAUGAAUGGAAAAGUAGCUAGAAUCCAUUGUAUAUGCAAUUGAUAUAGAUCCAAUAGAUGUCAUUGGCUGCUCAAUGAAGGUUGUUGUCUAGUUUUAUUUUUUGAUGUUAAAUGGAGCAAAUAGAAGGAAAUCAUACCAUCUCUGGUUUUUAGAAUUGU